UGAAAGGAGGAACAUGGCAUGGUUUCACUUCUGCUGCAGAGGCGUGUUUCCGUCACAGAACGAGCAGACGGGUCAUUUCAGCUCGAGCCUUCCACACACUGCCCGAACGAUGAGCAGGUUCCACUGGUGAACCAUGGCACUGAAAAUCUCUGAAGCUUCACAGCUGGUGGAGGAAUCUGCUCUACACAACUGGACAGUGGUUGGUGGUGGCGGAUUUGGGCAGAUCUUUAGAGCCAGGCAUCAUCAGUGGUGUUGUGACGUGGCCAUCAAGCUCCUUCACCACGAUGACGGGAGCAGCUCGGCUCUGCUGCGGGAGGUCAGCAUAAUGCGUCAGGGCAGCAGCCCCUACGUCAUCCACGUCCACGGUCUGUUCAGAGGACGACCCCCCCUGUCCGGGGCUUUGCUGCAGCUCGGGCUGGUCAUGGAAUUCAUGGAGAGGGGAUCUCUGGCUGACCUGCAGGGCAUUUUAAAAGGACCCCCCCCUUGGGCGCUGGCCUUCAGACUGAUUCACCACAUAACCUUGGGCAUAAACUUCCUGCACAGCCUCUCUCCCCCCAUACUGCAUCUGGACCUGAAGCCCAACAACGUGCUGCUGGACUCCUCCCUGAACGCCAAGCUCACAGAUUUUGGCUUGGCCAGGUUUUACCACACCAUCACACACUCCUCCAAGAAGGUGGAGGAGGGCACCAUCAGCUACAUGCCCCCCGAGGCAUUCAGCCUGUCCUACCAUCCAUCCAAAGCAUCCGACAUCUACAGCUAUGGCAUUCUGCUGUGGUCCAUCGUCACAGGGCAGCAUCCGUAUCCAAAUCCCAUGCCCAGCCUCAUUCGAAUUCAUGUCCCAAAGGGUCAGCGUCCAUCUCUGGAAGAAAUCAGGGAACAGGCAUCAGGCCGCACUGGGCUGGUCACUCUGAUGGAGCUCAUGACCAGGUGUUGGGCGGGGGACGCCAGCCGAAGGCCCUCCUCUUUACAAUGCACUUAUGUGAGCGAGGAACUGUACAAGAUGCACAAGCACGCCGUUCCUGACGCCGUCCAUCAGGUGUUGAAGACGCUGGAUCAAGAAGCAGAAGAAGAAAUAACAAAGACUGUUCAGGCACUUUCUGUUACUCAGGUCACAGCAGCCCCCACACCUGAACUCCAGAACAUGGAAGAUCACAUGAGAACAGGCCCCCCACCUAUUCAGGAAGUGAAUCGGACCUCGGCUUGGACUGGGCAAGACAACAUGAUAGACUCACCUUUCGUCCACCCUCUAAACAUGUCUUCAGUUGAUCAGGCCGGUCACCUCGGAAUGAAAACGUCCUCAGUGUGUCCCAUCAGGUCCACGUCCUCGCAGAGGCAGUCUGAAGGACCGGCAGCAACGACGUCCCAGUUCCCUUUCAAACCGCGGCCUUCUACCCAGCGGCAGUUCUCCAACCCUGAUUCGUUUCCAUGCCAAUCUGCUCAUCCUGCACAGGGGGUCAAAAUGCAUUUCUCCCACGUUGUGGGAGUUCAGAUCGGCAACAACAACAGCAUGACUAUAAAAUCACCCGACCAUCUGGAGAGGAGGAGGCAUCCAACAGCGCCAUCUAGUGUUGAUCUGUAGCUGGACAAGCUGUGAGGAAGAGUUUAGUCUACAGACAUUUUCAUCUCACUGGAACAUUUUUAUGGAUUUACAUUUUUGCAUUUCAGAUUAUGUGAAAUAAUGAUUUCAAUUUUGUAUUUAUUUAUUCUCUUUUAAGGUCUCUCACCAGUUUACAGUGUUUUCCUUGUUUUGAACAAAGACUUUCUGCUACUCAGUUCUUUCAUGUUUCUUUGUCAUUUUUUAUGUUUCCAUGAUUUGAUAACAAAACAUUCCAAAGAGACACGAGCAUUGUUGUUUGUAAAAGGUGAAGCAUUAUUUCGUUCAUCUUCUUCCGUUUGUCCCUUUUGGGGUCAUGGGGCUGCUGGAGCCUAUCCUGGCCACUUAUGGGCAAAGGCAGGCAGACACCCUGGACAGGUUGCCAUUCCAUCACAGGGUUACAAUCACACACCCAUGCAUACUCACAUUCACACCUAGGGACAAUUUAGAGUUGCCAAUUAAUUAACCUUUGAAGCUUGUUUUUGGAUGGUGGGAGGAAACCAGAGUCCCUGGAGAAAACCCACGCAUACACGGAGAGAACAUGCAAACUCCACACAGAAAGGUCCCCCAUUGGUGAUCUGUUUUCAGGUCCCCCAGCUGGGACUUGAACCGGUGGCCUUCUUGCUGUGAGGCAAGAGCGCUAACCACUGCGCCACUGGGCAGCCCAAAAAGUUGAAGCAGUUUUAGAAAAUGAAGGAAAAAAGCUGUGAAAUAUUCCUGUGUUAUUGCAUAAACGAUGUAUGGAAAUGAUACGUUCAAGGAUCACAAACUUAUGCGGGAAAUGAAGUAACCUGCCAAUGAAUGUGAAGGUGCUGUAAGAUGAAACAUGGAAGGAAGUCAGGAUUUUUUCUCCUGCCUGACAUUCUGUCGAUGCAAUAAAGAUCAUGACUCGGCA
This is a messenger RNA of Oryzias latipes (Japanese medaka), 2489 nucleotides long. It is a transcript of the gene ripk3, whose product is annotated as receptor-interacting serine-threonine kinase 3. NCBI's taxonomy places the organism in Eukaryota, Metazoa, Chordata, Actinopteri, Beloniformes, Adrianichthyidae. Gene Ontology annotation, biological process: protein phosphorylation. Gene Ontology annotation, molecular function: JUN kinase kinase kinase activity; ATP binding. The record is from RefSeq and is a predicted model, not a curated record.